Molecule: messenger RNA, 2795 nt
Organism: Andrographis paniculata
Lineage: Eukaryota; Viridiplantae; Streptophyta; Magnoliopsida; Lamiales; Acanthaceae
Product: pentatricopeptide repeat-containing protein At1g03540
Exons: 4
Coding region: 207-2036 (609 amino acids)
Biological process (GO): RNA modification
Molecular function (GO): protein binding; RNA binding
Source: RefSeq, a predicted model, not a curated record
UCUCCGCCUUCCUCCAACGGGCUACAGCGCUACGCCGCCCUCCGUCGGCCACCUCAUCCCUGCAACGUCCAAUCCUAGACCCUAAUCGGCGGCUUCCCAAAUCCUCCGCAACUCAGAGCACAGGGCUGACCGUCGCUUUGAUCCCAGAAAAGAUACACUAAUAAUUUUGAAAAAUUGUUUCUUUGGUAUGCUUAGGGCAAAGACUGAUGAGGCUGUUGUCGAAACGCCAUUUCGCAUCCAUCUCUAGCGCGCACUAUCACUCCACAUCAUCCCAAAUCAUUCAACUUUGUGGGCAAGGUUUAGUCUCCGAAUCUAUUACCCUUCUUAAUUCCAUAAAUGCCACGCCGCACCAACGAAAUGUAGCUGCAAAUCCAAUAACGUACGCGUCCAUAGUAAAUGUUUGCUCGAAAUCACUUCACUUCACUCUCGGCCUUCAGCUGCACUGCCAUCUGAUUAAGUCCGGACUGGAAGCAGAUCGUUUCGUCGGGAACAGCCUUUUAGCCCUCUACUUCAAACUAGCCAAGGAUUUUAACGACACUCGAAAAUUCUUCGACGGGAUGUUUUACAAGGAUGUCGUGUCUUGGAGUUCUAUAAUAUCUGUAUACAUUCGCGUGGGGAAGCCAUGGAAUGCAAUUGAUUUGUAUCAUGAGAUGUUGGCUUUUGGGAUUGACCCAAAUGCGUUUACUUUGUCUGCAGUGGUCAAGGCAUGUUCGGAGGUUGGGCAUUUGAAACUGGGGAAGUGCUUACAUGGGGUUGUCGUGACGUAUGGAUUUGAGUCCAAUGAGGUGAUUGCGGCUGCCCUAAUUGAUAUGUACGGGAGGAGUUCCAUGCCUAAUGAAUGUCACCAGCUGUUCGAUGAAAUGCCUGAACCAGACGAUGUCUGUUGUACCUCAGUUAUUUCUGCACUCACAAGGUGUGAUUGUUAUCAACAGGCUUUGGGUAUGUUUUAUCUGAUGUCUAGGAAGUAUGGCUUUUGGCCGGAUUGUUUUACUUUUGGAAGUACUUUAACUGCUUUGGGAAAUUUGGAAAGAUUGAAGCAAGGUAAAGAAAUGCAUGCUCUUGUAGUCACGGGGGGCUUUCACAGGGAUGUGUUCGUUAAUAGUAGUUUAUUGGAUAUGUAUGCAAAGUGUGGGGUGAUAGAAGAGUCCCGGCGCGUUUUUGAUAGAAUGGAGAGGAAAAAUCCAGUUUCAUGGUCUGCUUUGCUUGGUGGUUAUUGUAGGAAAGGUGAAUUUAAAGUGGUUAUUGAUUUAUUUAGAGACAUGGAAAAAGACCUUUAUAAUUUUGGAACUGUUCUGCGUGCUUGUGCUGGUUUGGCAACCGAGAAGCUUGGGAAGGAGGUUCACUGCCAAUACUUAAGGAGAUGUAGUUGGAGAGAUGUUGUGGCAGAAUCAGCCCUGGUUGAUUUGUAUGCCAAGUGUGGUUGUGUUGAUUUUGCUUACAGAGUUUUCUUGAAGAUGCCUGUUAAGAAUUUGAUCACGUGGAAUUCAAUGAUUGGUGGAUUUGCUCAAAAUGGACGAGGUGCUGAAGCUGUUAGUAUUUUUUGUCAAAUGAUUCAGGAGAAGGUUAAACCUGAUAAUAUAAGUUUUCUUGAAGUUCUAUUUGCUUGCAGUCACUGUGGUUUGGUGGACCAAGGGCGCAAGUAUUUUGUUGCAAUGCAUAAGGACUAUGGGUUGCAAGCUGGACUUGAACAUUACAGUUGUAUGAUUGAUCUUUUAGGUCGAGCGGGCAAUAUAGAAGAAGCUGAAGAUCUGAUUAUGAAUGCAGAAUUCAAAAAUGAUUCUUCUCUUUGGGCAUCUCUUCUUGGUGCUUGUGCCACGACAACAAAUCCAAUUGUCGCAGAGCGCAUUGCCCAGAAAAUGAUAGAAUUGAAACCCGAUUAUCACUUAAGUUAUAUUCUUCUAGCGAAUGUGUACAAGGCAGUUGGGCGGUGGAGAGAUUCUCUUAAUGUUUGGAACCAAAUGAAAAGAAUAGGGGUCAGGAAAAUGCCAGGAACGAGCUGGAUUGGUGACAGCAUGUUUAGUUCUUCAUCUCCCUGAAAUUUCAAGAUACACCUCCAGAGAUGAAUGAAUGGAAAAUAGAGCAGAAUUUUAAAAAGAAAUGGUAGUUAGGGCAUGAAAAAUUGCUCCUUUUAACUACUUUGUUAGCUGGAUAUCACUCAACUUGCAGUUCCUGGUUUUCAUGGAGAUGUGGGCUGUGGAGAAAGUUGCCAAAUCUGGAUUAGAUACUUUUGCCCACACCAUGCUAACUUAUAGCAAUCCCUGGAUGAUAGUGAAAACAAUGAAGAAAGUAAGGGCUGCUGGUGUCGAUGUCAUGACAUUUUGGCCUGCAUAUGCAGCCGUUGAAGCAUCACAUGCCAGUGUCAGAAUGCAUAAUUCCAGAAGCCUUUGAUAAGUAUCAGAGUACUGGGCAUGCAAAUGGUUCAUUUCUUGUGGUGAUAUGAAUGGGAUUUCAAAAUUAAGCAUCUGGCCCAUCGUCAGCUCCUCAUAUAAGGCUGGGAAUUCUACAUUAAGUCAUUGAUAGAGUUCGUGCUGCAUCGCAACUUCUGGUGACUAAUGACCACUUCCACAAACUCCAUUUAAAGCUCAUUCUGAGUAUCCAGAGAAGGUUCUUUCCACUCAAAAUGCAUUCUUUGCAGGAAAGCAUCUGCAUAAGUCUCAUUUCACUUCUCUCGGCAUAUGGUCACUCUAACCAGUCGGCCUCAACACUUCCAUGGAGUGGCACCCAGGAACAAAUUAACUGGUGGACAAUAUCAAUGACUAUGUUGAGGAUCUUGACAGAAGUUGCAUCUAAGAUAA